GACAACGAGGCUCUCUACGAUAUCUGCUUUCGCACGCUGAAGCUGACGACGCCAACAUAUGGCGAUUUGAACCACUUGGUCUCUGCGGCCAUGAGCGGCGUCACAUGCUGCCUGCGCUUCCCGGGACAGCUUAACUGUGACCUGCGCAAGAUUGCUGUGAACCUGGUGCCUUUCCCACGUCUGCACUUCUUCAUGACGGGCUUCGCGCCGCUGACCUCCCGCGGGUCGCAGCAGUACCGAGCCCUGACCGUGCCCGAGCUGACCCAGCAAAUGUUCGACGCCAAGAACAUGAUGUGCGCUGCGGACCCCCGCCACGGCCGCUACCUCACCGCGGCAGCCCUCUUCCGUGGCCGCAUGUCCACGAAGGAGGUGGAUGAGCAAAUGCUCAACGUCCAAAACAAGAAUUCCUCCUACUUCGUGGAGUGGAUCCCCAACAACAUCAAGGCGUCCGUUUGCGAUAUCCCUCCGAAAGGUGACCUGGCAGCCAUUGGGCAUUGA
Molecule: messenger RNA, 498 nt
Organism: Symbiodinium necroappetens
Lineage: Eukaryota; Dinophyceae; Suessiales; Symbiodiniaceae
Source: the annotation of a GenBank genome assembly